Molecule: messenger RNA, 1875 nt
Organism: Bacidia gigantensis
Lineage: Eukaryota; Fungi; Ascomycota; Lecanoromycetes; Lecanorales; Ramalinaceae
Exons: 2
Coding region: 1-1875 (624 amino acids)
Molecular function (GO): DNA replication origin binding
Source: RefSeq, a predicted model, not a curated record
AUGAACCAUCCUUACUAUGGCGGCUCUCAUUCUCCAUUGGCUCGUAGAGCGACUAUUCCUAUAUCAUCUACUUUGGCCCCUUCAGUGUCUAUGAUAGAUCCGGCUUUGGAAACCUCGAAUUUUCAAUAUCCAUCCACACCCAUUGCUCAGAACAAUGGACAUUUGCUGCCGAAUCAGCUCCAUAUGAAUAUGGCUAAUGAAUUCCCGCCGUCGCCUCAACACCAACGGCAGCAAGCGCAGCAAGCGACACAAGAGGUUCCACGGGCACCGUUGGGGUCACCAAAACGCAGCCUCCCAUCUAAAGAGGUCAAUGAAGACAAUCUCGACGAAGCUUAUGCCAAGUUCAUCCUCUACUGCAACCCAUCAAUCCCACUGGCCGUCGAAACUGAGGAGCUCAAGAAAGGAUUCCGCAACCCACCGCGCAGUGAUGGCAACAUCUUCUCAACAUGGACUCUGUUUGUGCUCUUGCAGAAACUGGAGAAGAAGGAGAUCAAGACCUGGGCCCAUCUUGUCAUAGAGCUAGGCGUAGAGCCACCGGAUAGAGAGAAAAAUCAGAGCACUCAGAAAGUACAACAGUACGCUGUUCGGUUGAAAAGAUGGCUUCAUGCCUACCACGUCGAUGCCUUCUGCAAUUAUCUCUCAUCCAAGCCAAGCACCUACUACACCGAGAGGCCGCAGACAGACGCCGAACUUGCUGAGACUGUCCGAGAAGGAGUCCCACCAGAGGAGGACCUUGCGGUCCGGGCUCUGCUCCCGGAAUGGCGUCCUAAACGUGGUCGGCGAAAAGCUGACGACGUCGCAGAAGGCGAGCAAGGGAUAGACGGUACCAAUUCGAUCAAUCAGCAUCAUAGCAUUCGUGCGAGUAGUGCUGAGAUAUCAACAAUGUUUGAGGACCAUUACUCCGCUGCCCCUUCGAGCGCCGCGCCUUGGAGUGCGUCACCACACGUGCCACAAGGCGACGUGUGGCAAGCAGCACAUGUAGCCAUUGCACCAAAAGCUCACAGCCCAGCGCAGCAGCACCAAACUCUCAGUGCCCAUCCGAACAGUGCGACACAGCGGAUGUGGCAGUUUCCGCGGACGGGUGGGAACACGGCAGAGACUCCGGCUUCCCCUUAUCCGCAAAGCGCCAUCACCCCCCGAGCUCCUUAUUCUGCUGCUCCAGCCUUUGGCGAGAAUGAACCAAAAUCAGCCCUGCCAGGGAGUGGCACUGGCAGCGCCAGAUCGCCAAACACCAAGGUUCGGAAACGUCAUGCUUCUGCCAUCUCCAGCGCGUGGAAUCAGGGUAGCACAUCAGGUGGGAAGAUUAGGGGAAGACCACCGAGUAAUCGCAAUGUGCAAGACGGACCCUUUGGCACCUUCCCUGUGAACCCAAAUGCCAAAGAUAGUAAUACAUCACCAAACACCCUUCCAACACCCAUAUCUACCACCACUUCGCAACCACCGCAACAUUCUAGCCUUAGCCCACCUCAACAGCAUUCGGCUCAGAUGUCGCGCCCAAUUCCUGCGUCUUCGCAACAUCGGCACACGCCAACGCCGCCCGGCGACAGCCAUGUGGGUGGCCGCAAGCCCUCGAAACUUCAACUCCAGGUACCACAUCAGCCAGGCAAUCCGGUCCGUCUCGCCACUCCACCUCGGGUCCUGGUCAACGGGGAGUCACAGCUUCAAGCGCCGGUCCACCAAAGACAACCAUCUGCUGACUUUUUCGAGACGUUGGGCGAUGUAUCCGAAGAGGAACUAAGUAAUAUUGACCCGAACGAAGAGGAUGAGGGUAAUGUGGACUGGAGGCGACGUUGCGGCAUCCUAGUGCGGAAGUUACAGGAGAAAGAGGAGCAGCUGAAAAAAGUACGGAGGGCGGUUUUGGAUGCUGUCAUGUGA